Insectozyma verbasci is the source of this 858-nucleotide messenger RNA. The record is from the annotation of a GenBank genome assembly. NCBI's taxonomy places the organism in Eukaryota, Fungi, Ascomycota, Pichiomycetes, Serinales, Debaryomycetaceae.
AUGAGUGAACAACAAUUGAAAUUACUUUCAAAAGAUGACCUAAUACUAAAAGUCUUAGAGUCCGAGGCUAUUUUAAAUGAAUUUCAAGAGUCAAGUAAAGAUCUAGAGAAAGCAUUAGAAGAUGAGUUACAAGAAUUAGAAUUAAAUAAUUUAAAUUUGGUAAAGAAAAUUGAUCUGCUCAAUAAACAAUUAAAUAAAUUAAAGUCACAGAUAAAUGAUUUGACCAAGGAAAGUAGCGAUUUGCAAGAAUUAUUGCUAAAUAAGGAUGAAGAGAUUAAUAAUCUACAGCAAAAAUUAGUCAAGAUUGAAAUUAUAAAUGAUUCGAUGGAAUCACAGGAUAGAGUCAUUCAAAAUAAAUAUGAAAUACAACAACAAUUUAAUAAUGAAUUAUUAGAAAAAAUAGCAUUAAUAGAUGAUGAUUACGAACGAGUAAAGAAAAGCUCCAUGGAAAAGCAAUUAUUCUUAACAAAUUAUGAAAAUCAAAUUAAAGAAUUAAAAAUAAAAAUUGAAUCAUUGGAAACUAUUGAUCGAGAUGUACUGAUGAUUUCAUUUAAAGAUAUGUUAAAAUCAACACCACCACCUAAUAAAAUAAGACAAGGUAAUACAAUAAAGAAGUCUGAUUCAUUACGAAAAUUGAAAAAUCUUACAUUGGACAUUGAAGCAUUUUUAGAUAGUUCAAAAUCCAAUAAAGUAUUAAAAUCACCGUCAACAACACAAUUAACAACUAAAUCAGAGAAAGGAUUAUCAUAUAGUAAACGAUUUCUGAAUCUACCAUCUAUAAAUGGUUCACCAACUCCCACCAAAAAUCAAGAUUUUAAAGAAAAACCAAAACUGUCAAAAACUUUUAAAAUUGUAUAG